Molecule: messenger RNA, 2901 nt
Organism: Thermothelomyces thermophilus ATCC 42464
Lineage: Eukaryota; Fungi; Ascomycota; Sordariomycetes; Sordariales; Chaetomiaceae
Exons: 2
Coding region: 220-2712 (830 amino acids)
Biological process (GO): rRNA processing
Cellular component (GO): nucleus
Molecular function (GO): ATP binding; nucleic acid binding
Source: RefSeq, a predicted model, not a curated record
CUGUACUGCACUGUUUAUCCAGCUAGUUAUGUAUGUACUGGGUGCUUUUAAUUGCUACAUAGUAAGGUCGGAGUGGAGCGAAUCUGCAGUGGUGGGGCAGGCGGCAGAAUUCCUCUCCGCCAAAAAUUUCCCCGUGAAGGUGCUUCUCGAUAGGCUUUGGAACGGGGAACUGACGCCUGGAGUUAGCACCAUUCUGCCAAUUUCAGCCCGGACAACAAGAUGGCGGCCGGUAGCACAAAAGACGGUCUCCCACAUCGCAAAAAGCCGAUUCUUAAGAAAGAAGUGAAGUCACUCAAGAGGAAGCGAGGAGAGGAGGACCUGAAUAAGCUGAAAGCGGCGAUUGAGCAGUUGGACCCCAAAUCAGCCGACCUCAACAACUUCACCGACCUCCCCCUCUGCGAAGCUACCGCGACCGGCCUGCGCGCCUCCCACUUCGAGGUCCUGACCGACAUCCAACGAGCCGCCAUCCCCCUCGCCCUCAAGGGCAACGACAUUCUUGGUGCUGCCAAGACGGGCAGUGGCAAGACCCUCGCCUUCCUCGUUCCCGUCCUCGAGAAGCUCUACCAUGCGAAAUGGACCGAGUACGACGGGCUCGGCGCCCUCAUCAUCAGCCCCACCCGCGAGCUUGCGAUCCAGAUCUUUGAGGUGCUGCGCAAGAUAGGGCGGAACCACUACUUCUCCGCCGGCCUGGUCAUCGGCGGCAAGAGUCUGAAGGAGGAGGCCGAGAGGCUGGGGCGCAUGAACAUCCUGGUCUGCACGCCCGGGCGGAUGCUGCAGCACCUGGACCAAACCGCCAACUUCGACGUCAAUAACCUCCAGAUCCUGGUGCUGGACGAGGCCGAUCGCAUCAUGGACAUGGGCUUCCAGUCGGCCGUCGACGCCUUGGUCGAGCAUCUCCCCAAGACGAGGCAGACGCUGCUGUUCUCGGCGACCCAGAGCAAGCGCGUGUCCGACCUGGCACGGCUGAGCUUGAAGGACCCAGAGUACGUGUCGGCGCACGAGGCAGCGCCGACCGCGACCCCUACCACUCUACAGCAAUCCUACGUCGUGACCCCCCUAGCCGAGAAGCUAGACACGCUGUGGGGCUUUUUGCGGUCUAACCUCAAGAGCAAGAUCAUCGUCUUCCUCUCGUCGGGCAAGCAGGUGCGAUUCGUCUUUGAGAGUUUCAAGCGCAUGCAGCCCGGUAUCCCGCUGCUUCAUCUCCACGGGCGGCAGAAGCAGGUCGCCCGCAUGGAGAUCACUUCGCGGUUCUCCUCGGCAAAGUACGCCUGCUUGUUCGCCACCGACGUCGUCGCCAGAGGUGUGGACUUCCCCGCCGUCGACUGGGUCAUCCAGGUCGACUGCCCAGAAGACGCAGAAACGUACAUCCACCGCGUGGGGCGCACGGCUCGGUAUCAGAGCAAGGGCCGCGCAGUGCUCUUCCUCGACCCUAGCGAGGAGGAAGGCUUUCUCAAGCGGUUGGAACACAAGAAAGUCCCGAUACAAAAGGUCAACGUCCGCGCGAGCAAGAAGAAGAGCAUCAAGAACGAGCUCCAGAGCAACAACUUCCAGUCUGCCGACUUGAAGUACCUCGGCCAAAAGGCCUUCAUCUCCUACGUCCGCUCCAUCUACCUGCAAAAGGACAAGGAAGUCUUCAAGUUUGACGAGCUCGACCUCGACGGCUAUGCCGAGUCUCUCGGUCUGCCCGGUACGCCGCAGAUCAAGUUUCAGAAAGGAGAAGACGUCAAGCGCCUCAAGAACAGGCCCCGCGCCGCCCUGUCCAGCGACUCCGAGUCCGACUCGGAUGCCGAGGGCGGCGGCAGACGCAAGAAGGACAAGGACCAGGUGCGAACCAAAUACCAAAAGAUGGCCGAGCGGCAGAACCAGGACGUCCUCUCGGAGCACUACCGCAAGCUCAUCGACGAGGGAGACACCCAGGCCGGCGAGGGCGGCGGCGGCGGCGGCUCUGACGACGAGGCCGGCUUUCUCUCCGUCAAGCGCGUCCUCGCCGACGACGCCCAGAUCGACGCCGCCGCAGGAGGAGGCGGGAAGGACUCUGCCGGCGCCGAGCCCAAGGUGGUCAAGCUGGGCAAGUCGGAGCUGGUCAUCGACUCGCACCGGCGCGAGAAGCUCCUCAAGUCCAAGAAGAAGCUGGCCAAGUACAUGGACAAGGGCACCAAGCUCGUCUUCGACGACGAGGGCAACGCCCACCCCAUCUACGAGCUGCAGGGCGAGGAGGACUUUGCCAAGGAGGGCCCCGCCGACAAGCUGCGCCAGCAGUUCGUCGAGGCCGAGGCCGAGAAGGUCAAGGAGGCCGACGUGGAGGACAAGCAGAUCGCCAAGAAGCGCCUCAAGGAGAAGCGCGAGCGGCGGAAGGCGAGGGAGCGCGAGGAGCUCGGCCUGGCCCCUCGCGGUGACGGCGGCACGGUGCAGCUCGACGCCGAUGGCGCCGCCGAGGGUGAGGACCCGCUCGCGCUGUUGCGGUCGUUGCCCAUCGCCGGCCAAGAGAGCGGCGGCGAGACAGAUGGGGAGAAGGAGGAGGAGGAGGAGGAGGAGGACAGGGAACCGCCUCGCAAGAAGGCCAAGAAGUGGUUCCAGGACGAUUCGGACAAGGAGGAGGAGAAAAAGAAGAAGAAGAAGAAGAAGGGCGGCAAGAAGGUCAUCGAGAUCGGCCACGAGCCGGACAACCUGGAAGAUCUCGAGGCGCUGGCGGCUGGCUUGUUGGAGGAUUAAGAGCCAUGCUCGCAGGGCUACUUUCGUCUCACUUUGUAUGGAGCUCCGGACACGAAUGAUAUUAAUGACGCCUUUUGUUGAUCAUUCGAACCGCAACAUGGACCAUACGCGGUAGUAGCUAUGGAUAUAUUGCGAAACUUUCCUUGGUAGGCCACUGCCUCCACCCGAAAACAGUAUAUAUAUAUAUAU